This is a messenger RNA of Abrus precatorius (Indian licorice), 1262 nucleotides long. Its product is annotated as phosphoglucan phosphatase LSF2, chloroplastic. NCBI's taxonomy places the organism in Eukaryota, Viridiplantae, Streptophyta, Magnoliopsida, Fabales, Fabaceae. Bases 71 to 934 code for a protein of 287 amino acids. Gene Ontology annotation, molecular function: protein tyrosine/serine/threonine phosphatase activity; carbohydrate phosphatase activity; starch binding. The transcript has 5 exons. The record is from RefSeq and is a predicted model, not a curated record. Gene Ontology annotation, cellular component: chloroplast. Gene Ontology annotation, biological process: starch catabolic process; protein dephosphorylation.
AGUGUGUACAUUAUACACCAGAACCACCCCUGACAUAGAGACAAACAAGAAACGCAAGUAGAGAUCAGACAUGGGAACAGUUAGUAGCAUUGGCUUCCCUUCAGUAUUCAGAGUUCCUGUGCAUACGCAACCGUUUUCAAAGCAGAUGAAGAUGAAUAAAUCAGCAUGCGGUUUUGUGGUUCCUCUUAAAUACUCUGUUACGCGGAGUCAAAUCUGUUGUAAAUUAUCAGAAAGUGGGAUUGAGGAGAACCCCACAAGCAAGAAGGCCUCAAAAUCCAAGGACAGAAUGGAGGACUACAAUUUAGCUAUGAAGAGGAUGAUGAGGAACCCUUACGAGUAUCAUCACGAUCUGGGUAUGAAUUACACACUGAUUACUGACUAUUUGGUUGUGGGCUCUCAACCACAGAAACCCGAUGACAUAGAUCACCUGAAAAAGGAAGAGGGUGUGGCAUACAUUCUUAACUUGCAACAAGAUAAGGAUAUUGAAUAUUGGGGAAUAGACUUGCAGUCAAUAAUACGAAGGUGUGGUGAACUCGAAAUUAGCCACAUGAUGAGACCGGCAAAAGACUUUGAUCCUGAUUCCUUGCGAAGUGAACUACCUAAAGCGGUCUCAUCCUUAGAAUGGGCAAUUUCUGAGGGAAAAGGAAGAGUUUAUGUGCAUUGUACGGCUGGACUUGGAAGAGCUCCAGCAGUGGCAAUUGCUUAUUUAUUCUGGUUUUGUGACAUGAAUUUAAAUACAGCAUAUGAUAUGCUAACUUCAAAAAGACCUUGUGGGCCAAAUAAAAGGGCAAUUCGUGGAGCUACUUAUGAUUUGGCCAAGAAUGAUCCAUGGAAAGAGCCAUUUGAGAGUCUUCCAGAACAUGCAUUUGAGGAUAUAGCAGACUGGGAAAGGAGCUUGAUUCAAAAUCGUGUCCGAUCCCUUCGUGCAACUUGACAACUUACUUAGGUUUCUACCUAUGGAGACUCCGGGAUAGAUUGGCAACCUUGCAGUGAUGGUGUCAGGUGCCAUGAUACUGCUCAAAACUGGAUACUUUUUCAAGCUUAUUCAUAGAGAUAUGGGCAUAUAUAGCUGGUAAUUUGUAUGAAAUAUAUGAUAUAGUACUGGAUGGUAGAUAAAUCAAUUUUGCGAAUAAUGCACCAUAAUUGUAGAGUUUGUAUGAAUGUCUGAGAAUUCAAAAUGCUUAGUUGAUCUAAUGAACAACCAACAAGCAGAAAACUUGCUCAUCUUUCAUAAAUUUAUACAAUUUCCCCCUCCUGUUGGC